Drosophila willistoni is the source of this 6886-nucleotide messenger RNA. RefSeq lists its product as uncharacterized. The record is from RefSeq and is a predicted model, not a curated record. Lineage: Eukaryota; Metazoa; Arthropoda; Insecta; Diptera; Drosophilidae. The transcript is spliced from 5 exons. The coding region runs from base 49 to 6774 and encodes 2241 amino acids.
CUUGUUAUUUUUUGUUUUGCAAAUUUGUUUAUACCAGAGACAUAAAAAAUGUUACCAAAUCAACUUAAACUCCGAAGUUCUUAUCUUCAGCUCCGCCGAGUGACCAAAGAAGAAGACGUUGACAGCGAUGAGGCUACGACAACCAACCGAAAUUUACAAAGUAAACGACGAAUUAGUUUUCGUGACAAAAAAUCUGUGCGAGUAUUUCAAAUUACGGAGCAAACACUUACGUACGACAAGUCCUACGAAUUGUCCGAUCACACAAAUGGCGAGGAAAGUGCUACAGCAGAAUCAGCAGCUAAUUCGGCAGGAGCAGCAGCAGUGUCCCUAUUUACCUCGUCGGAUAAGGAGAAUGUUCCCCUAAGUUCCUUUCAAGUGGAUUCCACAUUCAAUUUUCACACUAGUAUUGAUAUAACUUUGUUGCCCAAUGAACUAAAGAGAAGGUGUGGUAAUGAUAAAGCUGCUGUCGUUGUCCAUGAAUCGCUAAAGGAACCCCUCACAGGCAGCAGUUUGUGUUUAUCACCAGCAAAACAAGAUCAACUGAGGAAUAAUCCUUUAAAGCCUUCUAUAUUCGAUAAAACCGUGGAUCUUUUUCCGGAAGACAUAAGAUCGUCGCAAAAGCAAGGGGAUCAAUCGCUCGCCGUUCCACCAGUUUCAAAACACCAUCCUUCAAUUAUAUCACCAUUGGGCGUAUCUAAACUACCAUCUUUCGAAAUCGAAAAUGAAGACACUACGCCAUUGAAAAGUCUCAGUCAAUCUUCUGGUUCAAUAAACAAUUCAUUUGACAGUCCAGAAUUGUGGAAUGAUCAACAUCUAGGGUCACCAUUGAUAUCGAUGGACAUGAUUUCGGUUCAAGGUAUAAGAGCGCCAAAGAAUUUUAGACAAUUGAAUGAGGCAAUAGAAGCUGGCAAAAUUUGCGUUUGUCCAGAUGGCCCUAAAACGCCGUCUACAGAUAGAAAAGCUAGAAAUCCUAAAUUCCUGACAGACUUUGGGCAGGAAAACGGAGACCAGGAUAUCCACGAGAGUUCCCUCAGCAAAGUUCGGCCAAGGCCAAAAUUGAACUUUGAUGAAUCUGCUAUAGUGUCAAGCCCUGCUCCAGUUAUAAUUCCUUCUGCUUUACCGAAACACAAGCUAAAAUAUCGUUACUCCCAGGCGGAUGAGAUAUUAUUAGACAAUACAAAUUUUCUGGCCCACGCAAAGUUGGGCGAUGAAACAGAAUCCUGCAAUAGUUCAAGUCACGCGGAAUUGCCAGAUAUCAGCAACAAUAAUUCCAAGCUGGAAAUAGAGCAUUUAAGACAAAAGGCUCAUUUCCAUGCUAAGAACGUGAAAAUCCCAAAAGCCGAAUUGGAGAUGCAAGCCAAAUAUACAGAAAUCAUGUCGCUGCUUCAAAUGGAAGAAUCCGUGGAAAAAGAUAAUUUAAUGAGUUCAUUCAGAGAAUUGCAAUUAAAUUCUGAGCAUUCCAUGAGACAUUUCGCAACCGGGAUAACGAUUGACAAAGGCGAAGCGAUUCCAGAAGAACAGUCUCAAAUUACCGAGCAAUUAAGGAAGAAGCAAAUACAAAACUAUGCAGAGAACAAGCAAAUAUCCAACUCCAUAAUGGAUUUAGACGAAUCGAUUAAAAAUAUUGAUCAUGCUUCGUUUAAAAAGGAUAGUAAUAAAUUAAGCCACACGGCGCUACUAGCAGAAUCUAUAAAGGACUAUGAUCAAACGGACAAGGAUUAUUUAACUGGAAUUUCAAAAUUGAAAAACACUUUGCAAUUAGCCACUACCAUGGAAGAGAGCUUACGUAAUUUAAGCCCAGUUUCCACGGCAAAUCCCAUAACAAUGCACCAAAGAUCCAAGGCCAGGAGUACUAUGCUUAUGUCAGAAGCCAUAGAACUAGAUGCAGCGGCUAGACAUAAAGGUUUGACAGAACCUAUAAAGAAUGAUUUGACGACAACUAUUUCCGAAAAUCCUGUCACCAAACUUCAAAAACCCAAACCCAGGAGUACUUUACUGUUGUCAGAGGCAAUUGUGGAAGACACAGUGGUGUCGCAAAGGAAUUUGCCGGCUAUUGUGUCAACUGGAGGUAUUAAGUGCAGACCUCGAAACACUUUAAUCUUAACAGAACCCAUAGAAGAAGACUUGGAUGUUGUGAAACAUGAUGGUCCGGAUGUUCCAGUUGCUAACCACAAAAAAUCCAGAGCCAGGAGUACUUUGCUAAUGUCUGAAGCCAUAGAAGAGGAUACAGACGUGUCUCCUAAGGAUUGCCCAGAUAAUGCCGCAACAGGAUAUCUUAAAUCCAAAGCCAGGAAUACUUUACAUUUGACAAAACCUAUGGAGGAGGACUGCACAACUUCUUGUCAAAAUAUGCCGGAAGUUCCAUUAACCAAAUAUCAAAAACCUAAAUCCAGAUCUACUUUGCUUAUGUCGGAAGCUAUAGAAGAAGACACAGUUGCCUCUCAUAUGAAUACAUUGGCUAUUGGCCCAACUGGAGGUGUUAGGUUUAAAGCUCGAAACACUUUGCUCUUGACAGAACCAAUAGAAGAAGACUUGGAUCUUGUGAGACAAGAUGAUCCGGAUGUUCCAGUUGCUAACCACAAAAAAUCCAGAGCCAGAAGUACUUUGCUUAUGUCUGAAGCCAUAGAAGAGGAUACAGACGUGUCUCCUAAGGAUUGCCCAGAUAAUGCCGCAACAGGAUAUCUUAAAUCCAAAGCCAGGAAUACUUUACAUUUGACAAAACCUAUGGAGGAGGACUGCACAACUUCUUGUCAAAAUAUGCCGGAAGUUCCAUUAACCAAAUAUCAAAAACCUAAAUCCAGAUCUACUUUGCUUAUGUCGGAAGCUAUAGAAGAGGAUACAGUUGCCUCUCAUAGGGAUACACCGGCUAUUGGCCCAACUGGAGGAGUUAAGUUUAAAGCUCGAAACACUUUGAUCUUGACAGAACCUAUAGAAGAAGACUUGGAUGUUGUGAGACAAGAUAAUCCGGAUGUUCCAGUUGCUAACCACAAGAAAUCCAGAGCCAGAAGUACUUUGCUUAUGUCUGAAGCCAUAGAAGAGGAUACAGACGUGUCUCCUAAGGAUUGCCCAGAUAAUGUCGUAACAGGAUAUCUUAAAUCCAAAGCCAGGAAUACUUUACAUUUGACAAAACCUAUGGAGGAGGACUGCACAACUUCUUGUCAAAAUAUGCCGGAAAUUCCAUUAACCAAAUAUCAAAAACCUAAAUCCAGAUCUACUUUGCUUAUGUCGGAAGCUAUAGAAGAGGAUAUAGUUGCCUCUCAUAGGGAUACACCGGCUAUUGGCCCAACUGGAGGAGUUAAGUUUAAAGCUCGAAACACUUUGAUCUUGACAGAACCUAUAGAAGAAGACUUGGAUGUUGUGAGACAAGAUAAUCCGGAUGUUCCAGUUGCUAACCACAAGAAAUCCAGAGCCAGGAGUACUUUGCUUAUGUCUGAAGCCAUAGAAGAGGAUACAGACGUUUCUCCUAAGGAGUGCCCAAAUAAUGCCGCAACAGGAUAUCUAAAAUCCAAAGCCAGGAAUACUUUACAUUGGACAAAACCUAUGGAGGAGGACUGCACAACUUCUUGUCAAAAUAUGCCAGAAGUUCCAUUAACCAAAUAUCAAAAUUCUAAAUCCAGAUCUACUUUGCUUAUGUCGGAAGCUAUAGAAGAGGAUAUAGUUGCCUCUCAUAGGGAUACACCGGCUAUUGGCCCAACUGGAGGAGUUAAGUUUAAAGCUCGAAACACUUUGAUCUUGACAGAACCUAUAGAAGAAGACUUGGAUGUUGUGAGACAAGAUAAUCCGGAUGUUCCAGUUGCUAACCACAAGAAAUCCAGAGCCAGGAGUACUUUGCUUAUGUCUGAAGCCAUAGAAGAGGAUACAGACGUGUCUCCUAAGGAUUGCCCAGAUAAUGUCGUAACAGGAUAUCUUAAAUCCAAAGCCAGGAAUACUUUACAUUUGACAAAACCUAUGGAGGAGGACUGCACAACUUCUUGUCAAAAUAUGCCAGAAGUUCCAUUAACCAAAUAUCAAAAUUCUAAAUCCAGAUCUACUUUGCUUAUGUCGGAAGCCAUAGAAGAGGACACAGAUGCCUCUCAUAGGGAUACACCGGCUAUUGGCCCAACUGGAGGUAUUAAGUGCAGACCUCGAAACACUUUAAUCUUGACAGAACCUAUAGAAGAAGACUUGGAUGUUGUGAGACAAUAUGAUCCGGAUGUUCCAGUUGCUAACCACAAAAUUCCUCCCACUAAACAUCAAAAACCCAAUCACAGGAGUACUUUGCUGUUGACAGAACCCAUAGAAGAGGACAGGAAUAUUAUGAAGCAAGAUGAUCCGAAUGUUUCAGUUACAAACCACAAAAAAUCCAGAUCUAGGAGUACCUUGCUUAUGUCAGAAGCCAUAGAAGAGGAUGCAGUGAUGCAGGGUUUACCAGCUGUUGUUUCACAUGGAAAUCUUGAAUUCAAAGCCAGGGAUACUUUACUUUCAACGGAACCUAUGGAAGAAGACUUGAUGACUUCCAGUCAAAAUAUUUCUAAGAUUCCGAUCAUCAAACAUCAAGUAUCCAAACUCAAUAGUAGUCUACUAUUGGCAGAGGCCAUCAAAGAAGACACAAAGGCUUCUCAUAAGGAUUUGCCAGAUACUAGCCCAGCAGGAUAUCUUAAAUCCAAAUCCUGGAAUACUUUACUUUUGAAGGAACAGGUAGUUAGCCAAAAUAUUCCCAAGGUGCCAUUGACCAAACAUCAAAAACCCAAAGCACGGAGUACUUUACUUAUGUCAGAACCCAUAGAAGAGGACAGAGAAGCUUCACCUAAGAGUUUCAACAUUGUUGAGUCGUUUUCUGAAUUAGAUAUACCAACGGUUGAACCCGGAAUACAGGUGGAAAAUAGGCAUGUAUUAAUACCAACAGAAGCAUCAAUGGUGACUUUAGGUAAGGAUUUCAAUAAUGCACACACUUCUCUCAUGUCAGGGGAAGUUGAAAAAAGUAGAACUAUUCAUCAGAAAUUGUCAAUUAAACACAAAAUGUGCAGUGCUAGUCUAGGUCGGCACAUAGACAUGGAUGUGGUAAACACGCCGCCAAAUAAAGCUAAGCGAGCAUGCUUUGCAAUAACUCCAUGUCGAUCUCUGAUCGAGUUUGAAAAUGUUGAAGAAGAAAUGGCAGUGGAUAGCUCACGUCAAGUGCCAACUCGCAGGAAUCCACUGCCGAAGACUCCAAUGGCAAGAGUCAAGAGAUUACACUCACAAUUGACUCCAAAUCUUCCACAAUCUAAGAAGCGUCUUGCGCAAUUUAAUGAGCCCAUUACCAUUGAUCAAGACAAGGAAUUUAAUGUGGAUGAGACUGUACAAGUUUUGCGGUGUGCUAGAAGUCGAAGACUUUACGAAGAUGCUGCCACAUUACCAGACAACUACAUUACCAUUUCUGAUGUCUCCAACUAUUUUGAGAUCCAAAGAAUGCGGGAUCAGGAGCAAGAAAAUGAGAAGGAAGAACCGAAGGAGCAAUCGCGAAGAGAUGCUAUGGAAGGAGAGAUGAUUCCAAGCGAUGGCAUCCAGACAUACAAUAAAUUUAUUAACAUCACCGGUGACACUAUAGUUAUUCCUCUACUAGAUGAAUCUUCGCAACAAGAAAUAGAUGAAGUCCGAUUAAGUUUGGUUUCCAACCUGAUAGACGAGGAGGUUGAUAAAGAUGAAUCAGAACAAGAUGUUGGUCCAGUACCAGCAUCUACGACAGUAGACGGUGAUGUGUGUUUGGAAAUGACAUUAGAUCGACCAAUAGCUGCUGGGACAAGUUCCUCCUGCCGAAAAUGCCAACAUUGCCGUCGAUCACUGAGCAGUACCAUCAUCACCGAAGAAUCCUUUGUCCUGUCACCUAUAAAAAAUUUAAAACUAAUUGGCAACUUGGAACAGUUGGAACGACUACGUGAAAAGCCGCAUUUAAAUGAGAUUCAUACAUAUUUUGAACUUAAAGAGUGUGAGCUAAAUUAUAGUAGCAUAGGUCUACCAAGGGCAGAGCAAACAGAAUUGGAGGAGGCAUCGAGUUAUAACGUCCAAAGCCUAAAAUGUCACGAAAUUAUGCAAUUGUUUCAGGAUCUUCCGCAAAGACGUAAAAUUGAAGACGAAAUUAUUUAUCAUGAAGACAUUUUUGAAAGCAUCGGACGUCGACUAGCGACAGGGCAACUCCAAUGGAUAUUUGACCAUCAAUUAAGAGUGUCAAGGAAAAUGCUUUUUACUCAUCGACAAUAUGCCCACGUUUUCCGUAUAGGGAUGACUUACGAUUCUUUAGAUAAUUCGGAUACGGGAAUACGUAUAACCGCCAUUCAGUUGGAGCCCACUAGGCCUCUUUCGAACUGGCUUCCAUUAGAUUAUGUUUUACAUUUUCAAUUGGGUCUAAAGCUACCAGUCAAGCCACUGGAUUUUCUAGGAGGUCAUGAUGUUGAGUCUCUGAUCAUAUUUUUGAAGCAAAUCAAUCAAAUUUGCCUAGACAUUAGGAAACGAGUCGGUCAAAUGGCUAAAAUAAUAUCAUCCACUAUAUCUACACUUAUUAGACAAGAACAUCGAACAGUAAUAAGUAAAACAUCAUUCAUAACUUCCCCAAUUAACUCUGAUGGGAUAUUGCAAAUACAAGAAAAAGUUUUCAUGGUCGAAAUAACCAACUUGGAGGAGAUCUCCUUUAAAGAUAUAGUACAACCGCAAUUACAUUUGUUCGAUAAGAACAUUCAGUUUUUGCCCAAGGGCGUGGCCUUCCUUGAAGCGUUUCUGCCGAAUCCAGAAAAAUAUUUAAAGCAGAACGGCAACCAGUGAUCCAUACGAAUAAAAUGUCUAUUUAUUAAUUUUAAACAAAUAUUUACUAAUUAUUGACUAUUAUUACAAAUAAAAAAUAAAUAAACAUUUAUCAUAUCUUUUUAGACUGCAA